This is a messenger RNA of Neomonachus schauinslandi (Hawaiian monk seal), 655 nucleotides long. It is a transcript of the gene ANAPC10, whose product is annotated as anaphase promoting complex subunit 10. Gene Ontology annotation, cellular component: anaphase-promoting complex. The transcript is spliced from 5 exons. Gene Ontology annotation, biological process: anaphase-promoting complex-dependent catabolic process; protein K11-linked ubiquitination. The coding region runs from base 98 to 655 and encodes 185 amino acids. The record is from RefSeq and is a predicted model, not a curated record. NCBI's taxonomy places the organism in Eukaryota, Metazoa, Chordata, Mammalia, Carnivora, Phocidae.
AAAGCCGGGCUGUCCUGAGUGGGAGUGGCACGGAGCUGCAGGGUAUCCUAAAAAGCUGGGUUGCGGCAAGCCGGGUCUGUAAGCUAAUAUUUAAAAAAUGACCACACCAAACAAGACACCUCCUGGUGCUGACCCUAAGCAAUUGGAAAGGACUGGAACAGUACGGGAAAUUGGGUCACAAGCUGUUUGGUCACUCUCAUCUUGUAAACCAGGAUUUGGAGUGGAUCAAUUACGAGAUGACAAUCUUGAGACUUACUGGCAAUCAGAUGGCUCCCAGCCUCAUUUAGUAAACAUCCAAUUCAGAAGAAAAACAACAGUGAAGACAUUAUGUAUUUAUGCAGACUACAAAUCUGAUGAAAGCUAUACUCCAAGCAAGAUUUCAGUCAGAGUAGGAAAUAAUUUUCACAAUCUUCAAGAAAUUCGGCAACUUGAAUUGGUGGAACCAAGUGGCUGGAUUCACGUACCCUUAACUGAUAAUCAUAAGAAGCCAACUCGCACAUUCAUGAUACAGAUUGCUGUUCUAGCCAAUCAUCAAAAUGGAAGAGACACCCACAUGAGACAAAUUAAAAUAUACACACCAGUAGAAGAGAGCUCCAUUGGUAAAUUUCCUAGAUGUACAACUAUUGAUUUCAUGAUGUAUCGUUCAAUAAGGUGA